This is a messenger RNA of Cantharellus anzutake, 2589 nucleotides long. RefSeq lists its product as uncharacterized. The record is from RefSeq and is a predicted model, not a curated record. The transcript is spliced from 7 exons. Bases 1 to 2589 code for a protein of 862 amino acids. NCBI's taxonomy places the organism in Eukaryota, Fungi, Basidiomycota, Agaricomycetes, Cantharellales, Hydnaceae.
AUGCCUUCCCUCCCGCAGAACGCAUCUUCAAAUGCAUUUGACUCAUCAAUUCUGACCCUUCAGGCCACUUUCUCCAGUGGCAUGACCUUGUUGACUACGGCUUCCACUGCCAACAACUUCCUCAGAGCUACAGAUGGCCCGUUCGCAGAGUUGAAAGAGCUUAUUGCACAACAUACUUCCAUCGAAGACAGGCCACAAUUCCAACCACUUGUCCCCCCCGAUCAAAUUGUGAAGGGGAUUGUGCAGAAAAUAUGGGGUCAUUCAUCUAUUGAGACAGUCGGAGAUAUUGGCGAUAUACUGGAGAAGGGACUCGUUACGGAUGAUUUGAGCCUCGAAGGUGCAAGCUUGCAUUGCCGGUUACGCACAGAAAAAGGGAAGUCCCCCCAAGAAGUCAUGAAGAGGUUCCGUUUACACAAUCCCACUGAAGCGGGCCAAACGGCUUGGCAAACAUGGCUUAAGCUUCACCCUGGAAUUGACAGUCAAGAAGCAGCAUGCCUGCGUAAAUUACAGCAACAGGAUAUCGAUAGGAAGUACCCUGACCAGGCAGAAGAAGCAAAAGCGUUCUAUGAUAAAAUUCUGAUACAUUGCGGGGACCUUGUUUUAUCGAAGGACGAGAGGGAGGCUCAACCAAAUGAAGGCCUUUAUCUGUUGCAGAAAAUAACGGGAAAAUAUGCUGCUCAGCUCGCUGCACUCAGCUCCAUUCAUCCUGUUGGGGUGGCGUUAGUGGGGUUCAUAGCAGAUGACAAGCUUGCCCCUCGGGAUUCGACUAUCGCAUUUACGAGCUCACCAAUGAUUGCGGAAAUGGUCAAAGCUAUGGGCCUACCCCUCACAGAGGAUAGUGCCUUAGCCAUGAGGAACUUCUACGACGGGAUAAAGGCAUUCAGCCCAUAUCAACCCGACGCCAUUAAACAGAGAACCUUUCUUCAACAUCUUGGGGCGUUUACGAACCCCGAUAAAUCUACCAGCGAGGUGUUUGGUGCCUCAAGCCUCAUGAAGACCGUCGUGAUGCACAUGAAGCAAAGUGUCCAUUUCAGCGAUGAUCUGGACAGGUAUUUGGGAAAUGGAACGGGAAACACGGCCAUCAAAUCAGAGGUUGAGGGCGAUGCGAACAACGUGGAUUACCACACACCCGCAUUAAAAAGGAAGGAAGGCCUCGCCUUUGCAGACGAGACCUACGGCUCGCAUCCCCAACGCCGCACUGAGUGUGCUGGGCGGCUUAAAGCAAUCAUUCUGGAGGCAACAGGGAUAACUGAGCUUGGGCACAACUGGAGAGUCGCCAACAUACUUUCAUUCAUGCUUGAGCAUCGUCUCCGUUUUGUUGGUUGGCAUCGUGGUGUCCCACGCUUGAACAAGUCACUACCGUGCGAUUGGACCCCACACGAGUCUGCACGGUGUAUAAUGCAGCUCACUCACCAGGAUCCGGAGCAGACGUUGAGGGUGGAACAAAUGACAGAUGGUGAGGAAAAUGUCAAUGAAACUUCAAAAAAAACACAGCUCACCGGUUUGGGCUUACCAGACGAGUACCUGACGCGUGAGGUGCUACACUAUGCACCAGAUGCGAAAGGGAAUAUUACGAAAUACCUAUUGCCUGAACACGAGACAAGGAGGGCAAUUGCGAGGACAGCGGUCGUCCCCGCACGAACCCAAAAACGUAAGGACAGCACGCCAAACUCCCCAACUGUGGAGAUGGAAGGAGAUUCGGUUGGUGAUAAUCAAAUAUCAUCCCCGUCUUCCAAGCGAUGCAAGAAGUCCAAAGCCACUCGCGCACGCACCCUCACGAAGGCAAAACCUCCCCGUGUGACACCUGGGGGCCACAACCAAAUGAAAGAAGCCGCGGUACCAGAGAACGAGGUGAAAGGUCCACAGGACGAUGGCAUCGUACCCGAGACACCACCUCGCAACUCACCUGAACCGGGCGGGUCUUCAUCAUCAUCAGUAAAGUUAGAGGCAAUAAACCUGACAACGUUCCCAUCGGGUGUACGCUCAGGCUUCCAGCAAGGGCGUGGGCCGCAACUCCCUGAUGACCCAGAAAACGACGUCUUCAUGGAGCAAGCCGUUCCGGAAUCACAUACGCCAAUGGUCAUCCCUCCAAUUAGGCUCAUCCAUCCAACACCGCAUAGUACUCCCCUCAAAGUUCAACCAGUGUUGAAGAUUAAUGGAAGUACGCACCUCACUGUGAACGAAGGUCCAACGUCCCGGGCACCGUCGGAGGCACCGUCAUCCGUAUCAAGCCUAAGCGGUGAGCCUCCCACCUUUGACACCUUGUUCAGGUGUGCACGAAACUCAGUGUGGUGGGCUGCAUCGAAAAUGUUGCCGGCGGUUCGUUUGAAGGCGCUAAUGGAAGAAAACGUUGAACUCCUAGUCAACAUCGACAUCAUUGCCCUGCACGUUACCGAGAAGGAGCCACCUCCUGAAGUCUUAGAUGUCGCUCAACACUGGAGAAUGAUUAGCGCCGUUGGAAACGAGCUUCGUGACAGGGGGGCUGAUGUAGGAAAGGUUGCCAGGAGGGUGGUCCAACUGCUUGACGAGUUGGAAGUGAACGACGACGAGGAUGUGAUAGCUACGUGGAUACAGAUGUUGCCCAGUUGA